Molecule: messenger RNA, 795 nt
Organism: Culex quinquefasciatus (southern house mosquito)
Lineage: Eukaryota; Metazoa; Arthropoda; Insecta; Diptera; Culicidae
Product: mitochondrial import inner membrane translocase subunit Tim29
Exons: 1
Coding region: 136-768 (210 amino acids)
Biological process (GO): protein insertion into mitochondrial inner membrane
Cellular component (GO): TIM22 mitochondrial import inner membrane insertion complex
Source: RefSeq, a predicted model, not a curated record
ACCGACACAACGCACGCACGCAACUAAAAUGUAAACAAUCAUUCAGAAUCGAUAUCGGCAGAAAGUUAUGUAAAUUUAAAAAAAAAAACUAUUUCACAAAAUCUUUCACUGAAACACUCAAAAUCCCAACCAAUCAUGUGGUUCCGGAACGUCCGCUUCGCCUCGUCCCUCUCCCGGAACAGCAACACCAGCAACAUUGAAGCACUCAAGCAGAAACGCACCGAACUGCUGGCCCGCCUCGAGGCGCUCGAAGUGCCGGAAAAGUACAAGGGAACCAUCUGGGAGAAGUGGGCCAAAUACUGGAAGAACCUCGUAAUCGACUACAAGGAGAUGAUCGUCGACACGGGCCGCACCAUGCGCCAGCGACCGGUCCGCAGCGGGAUCUACCUGUCGCUGCUGGGUGCCAGCUACUACUGCGGUGUCCGCAAUCCGGACGAGCGGGACUUUAUCGAGCGGUUCCGCCACUACGGCAACGAACUAUCGCUGGUGCAUCCGGCCAGCCAGAAUCCGGAAGCGACCCGACACAUUCAGUUCCUGCAGCGGUGCUACAACGAGGGCAUCGUCCGACGGUUAUCGCUCGGGGUGGUUUCGUUCAUCUGGGUGGACAAUUACGACCGGGCCGUUGCGGUGUACAAAGCCAUCUGUCCGUACCUACAGCCCCGGUACAUGACCUUUCACGAGCGCGUCGUCGACAUCGGGUUCAACAACCGGUGGUGGCUGCUGGAGCGGAAGAUGGAGGAUUAUGACGUGAAUGAGGAGAAUCUGUAGCAAUAAAUUAGCCGCUGUGUUACGUUA